Loa loa (African eye worm) is the source of this 1488-nucleotide messenger RNA. RefSeq lists its product as hypothetical. The record is from RefSeq and is a predicted model, not a curated record. Gene Ontology annotation, molecular function: large conductance calcium-activated potassium channel activity. NCBI's taxonomy places the organism in Eukaryota, Metazoa, Nematoda, Chromadorea, Rhabditida, Onchocercidae. The coding region runs from base 1 to 1488 and encodes 495 amino acids. Gene Ontology annotation, cellular component: postsynaptic membrane. The transcript is spliced from 13 exons. Gene Ontology annotation, biological process: transmembrane transport; potassium ion transport.
AUGUUUGAAGAUGAAGGAAAGCAUGAAUUGUUGAAAGGUGAUUUAGAUGGUAUAACGAUCAAGCAGGAAGAAGUACAAAUCGGUUGGAUGACAGAAGCAAAAGAUUGGGCUGGCGAAUUAAUAUCAGGACAAAGUAUGACAGGCCGAAUUUUGGUCGUAUUAGUAUUUGUUCUAUCUAUUGGUUCUCUUAUUAUCUACUUUUAUGAUGCCUCACAUCCAAAUUUUCAAGUCGAAACAUGUGUAUCAUGGUCCGACAGUCCAUCACAACAAAUCGAUCUCGGCUUCAAUAUUUUCUUCCUCAUUUAUUUUUUUAUAAGAUUUAUUGCUGCUUCUGAUAAAGUAUGGUUUUUGUUGGAAGUUUAUAGUUUCAUCGAUUAUUUCACAAUACCACCAAGUUUUGUUGCCAUAUAUUUAGAAAGAAAUUGGUUAGGUUUACGUUUUUUGCGUGCAUUACGAUUAAUGACCGUACCAGAUAUUUUACAAUACUUGAAUGUGCUGAAGACAUCAUCAUCAAUACGUCUCACUCAACUUCUUUCAAUUUUUAUAUCUGUCUGCUUAACAGGAGCUGGAUUUGUUCAUGUACUUGAAAAUAGUGGUGAUCCGUUCAAAAAUUUCGCCAAUACACAUCGAAUAACUUAUUGGGAUUGUGUUUAUUUCCUACUAGUCACAAUGUCCACUGUUGGUUACGGUGAUAUCUACUGUACAACAUUUUUGGGAAGAUUAUUCAUGGUGUUCUUCAUUCUUGGUGGAUUGGCAAUGUUUGCUAGUUAUAUACCAGAAAUAGCGGAUUUGAUUGGAUCAAGGCAAAAAUACGGAGGUGAAUAUAAAGGCGAGCAUGGCAAAAAGCAUAUUGUAGUCUGUGGUUAUAUAACUUAUGAAUCAGUUAGUCAUUUUUUGCAAGAUUUUCUUCACGAAGAUCGAGAAGAUGUUGACGUUGAAGUGGUAUUCUUGCACAGAGUUCCACCAGAUCUUGAAUUAGAAGGUCUUUUCAAGCGACAUUUUACAAAGGUUGAAUUUUUCAGUGGAACAGUUAUGGAUUCAAUUGAUCUUUCUCGUGUAAAAGUUGAUGAAGCAGAUGCAUGCUUAGUUCUUGCUAAUAAAUAUAGCAGUGAUCCAGAUGCAGAAGAUGCUGCAAAUAUUAUGCGUGUUAUUUCCAUUAAAAAUUAUAGCGCCGAUAUACGUGUUAUUGUACAGUUAAUGCAAUAUCAUAAUAAGGCUUAUUUAUUGAACAUUCCUUCAUGGGAUUGGCGUCGUGGUGAUGAUGUUAUUUGUUUGGCCGAACUCAAGCUUGGAUUUAUUGCUCAGUCAUGUCUUGCACCUGGCUUUUCAACAAUGAUGGCUAAUUUAUUUGCGAUGCGUUCCUUCAAAACGUCCCGCAAUACUCCGGACUGGUUAAAUUUAUACCUAUGUGGUGCAGGCAUGGAAAUGUACACAGAUACAUUAUCACAUGGUUUCGUAGGGAUGACAUUUCCGGAAGCAGCUGAGUAA